AUGGCCUCAAAUCCCAUUCCAUCUGCCCAGACUCGUCCAGGUGUGACGCACCAGCUUUGUGCCUGGGUUGACAAUCUCAAACUAGACGACAUUCCCGAGGAUGUACGAACUCGAACCAAGUAUCUCAUCCUCGAUGGGCUCUGCUGUGCCAUUGUCGGGGCCCAUCUCCCGUGGACGGAGAAGGCCGUGGGUGCCAUUCUUGAUAUGGAGCCCGCCGGGGACUGCCCAGUUUGGGGAUAUGAAAAGAAAGUUGGACCUUUACCCGCAGCUCUCAUGAAUAGUACCGCCCUGCAAGGGUUUGAGCUUGACGACUGGCAUUCUAUGGCGCCACUGCACUCCAAUGCGCUGCUCCUUCCGGCCCUGCUAGCUGCCGCAUCGCAGCAGAAGGCUCGCGGGAUGUCGCCAACUACCGGAGCUAGUCUCAUUGUAUCCACGGUUGUUGGCUACGAGACAGGUCCUCGUGUUGGUCUAUGUCUGUACGGCACCCACAUGCUUACGAGGGGAUGGCACUCGGGCGUGGUGUUCGGUCAUGCCGCCUCAGCGGUAGCCGUGAGCAAAUUACUCGAUUUACCAACGGACAAGAUUGAGGAUGCUGUCGGCAUCGCUUGCACCCAAGCUUGUGGUCUGAUGUCUGCGCAGUUCAGCAGCGAUGCAAAGCGAAUGCAGCACGGCUUUGCAGCCCGGAAUGGCCUUUUUGCCGCACUUCUCGCCAAGGGCGGAUAUUCCGGCAUCAAGAAAGUUUUUGAGGAGCCCUACGGAGGCUUUCUGACGGUGUUCAGCCAAGGGUCGGGCAAGGAACCUCCUUAUUUGGAAAAUGAACUGGUGAAAGGGCUCGGGCAGACUUGGCUCUUGGAUGCCAUUCGAGUGAAGCCCCAUGCGGCCAUGGCAGGCACUCACUGCACAAUUGACACCGUUGCGGCUCUCCAGAAGGCCCAUCCACAAAAGCUGGAAGAUUUGUCCGCCAUCAAGGGUAUCAAAAUCGAAAUGUCCGAGCCAGCUUAUCACCAUGGGGGAUGGAAAGCCCAUCGACCUUUGACGACGACUGGUGCUCAGAUGAGCUGUGCCUAUGUGGCCGCCGUGCAGCUCAUUGAUGGACAGGUCUCCCUCGCGCAAUUCCACCAGAGCCUCUUAGAUCGAGAUAGGAUCUGGGAACUAGUCAAUAAGACAGAGUGCUACCAUACACCUGAACUGGGUGAGAAAUAUGAACAGCGGGUGACUAUCACCUUCAGUGACGGCAGUAUCAUCACCAAAACAUUGGAUGCACCCAAAGGAGUCAACCCCCCAUUAUCUAACCAAGAGAUUCUUGAUAAAUAUCGCAAGUUCACAAAGGGACUGAUCGAUGACGAGCGACGAAAUUCAAUAGAGAAAUUGGUGCUGGGACUGGAAGAGCUGGACGAUGUGACUUCCCUGGAAGAGCUGCUGGCUGGGCCGAUCUUGAAUCCAAUUGCUUAA
Molecule: messenger RNA, 1452 nt
Organism: Aspergillus ochraceoroseus IBT 24754
Lineage: Eukaryota; Fungi; Ascomycota; Eurotiomycetes; Eurotiales; Aspergillaceae
Product: MmgE/PrpD family protein
Exons: 2
Coding region: 1-1452 (483 amino acids)
Molecular function (GO): lyase activity
Source: RefSeq, a predicted model, not a curated record